Umbelopsis ramanniana AG is the source of this 2381-nucleotide messenger RNA. RefSeq lists its product as uncharacterized. Gene Ontology annotation, molecular function: ABC-type oligopeptide transporter activity; ATP hydrolysis activity; ATP binding. Lineage: Eukaryota; Fungi; Mucoromycota; Umbelopsidomycetes; Umbelopsidales; Umbelopsidaceae. Gene Ontology annotation, biological process: transmembrane transport. Gene Ontology annotation, cellular component: membrane. The transcript is spliced from 14 exons. Bases 73 to 2265 code for a protein of 730 amino acids. The record is from RefSeq and is a predicted model, not a curated record.
ACCUUACUGGUGUAAUAAAGUGACUGUUUCCGAACGGUAAAUUGGGGUGGCAAUUUCGAUGCGCGGUCUUGCAUGGCUUUCAGGACAGCACUAGCGUUGCCAAGUUGCUUCAAACCUAGCUAUGCUGUAUCUACAGCCGUUUCAUUAGUGUCAAAAUCGACGCGUCCGCAAAGUUUGACUUCCAAAUGGGCAAGUGCACAGCCACUAUGCCGAGUCAUGACACCUCUUGACAUUCCUGGAACGAGGCGAAGUUUGACCUCUAUGAUACACCAGUCACGCUUACAUAUAUAUGAGAAUAAAAGAAUUUCGUCCAUCAGCAGCAUAAUGCCAAAACUGUCCGCUGUCAUGGGUACCGUCGUAGUGUAUCAUACUUUCACUCAUGCUCGUCACUAUCAUGCAAUGGUUUUUUGCGAAGCAAGCGUCAAUAGUGACCCAAAGUUUCAACCCAUGGCAUUGUCGGUGAAGCACGUGGACAAUGCAUCUGCCGCAUUGACCGCCUCGAGCCAAAAGUCACCCUCUUUAUGGGUGGAAAUAUGGAGACUUGUGAAACCAGAUCUACUCCUGCUGAUACUUGUAGCACUCACUGCAGUCGGUGCUGCCGUAGUGAACCUUCAGACUCCAACUGUUACGGGAGAGCUUAUCAACGUCAUUGCGCAGAGUAUCAAAGGUGCUGGGGAGCUAUCAAUGGAAGAAUUGAAGAAACCAGCAAUGAAACUUUUAGGUCUAUUUCUCUCUCAAGGGUUCCUGACAUUUUCGCACAUCUCACUGGUGUCUACUUUGGGUGAAAAUGUUGCCUCUCGUCUGAAGAGCUUACUUUUCUCGGCAAUCGUGAAGCAGGAUAUCAGUUUCUUUGAUAGUCACAAGAGUGGAGAGCUUGUUGGACGACUGACCACAGAUGUCGCCGAUUUCAAGCAUACAUUCAAACAAAUUGUCACUCAAGGGUUGAAGUCAAUUGCCCAGACAAUUGGAUCUGCUAUACAUCUCGUCCGCAUUUCUCCGUCACUGACCUUUACAUUAUUGGCCACUAUGCCUGUGUUGUACGGUAUUUUGAACAUCUAUGGAACCUAUCUAAGAAAGUUAAGUAAACAAGGGAAGGAGUUGGAUGGUGUUGCUAGCGGACUGGCUGGAGAGCUCAUUGCAAACGUGCGAACUGUGCGUGCAUUUGCUGCCGAAGACCGAGAGUGUGAGCGUUAUCAGUCCUCUACUGACAAAGUCGCAAAAUCGAACACUCACCUUGGCUUACAUAUCGGACUUUUCCAAGGCAUGACCAAUGCUGCUAUCGGAUGUAUGGCCCUCAUUGUUCUGUAUUAUGGAGGAUCUCUAGUUGUCAAAAACGAAAUGACUGGUGGUGAUCUGAUGACGUAUAUGCUGUCUACACAGUCGACUCAAAGAUCCUUAGUUUCCCUGGGAGUCCUCUUUGGGCAAUCGAUCAAGGCUAUUGGAUCAGCCACAAGAGUCUUUGAAUUUGUGCAUGCUACACCAAACGUACCACUUCAUGGUGGAGUCACUCUGCCUUACAUGGAUGGCAACAUACGUUUCGACAAUGUAAGCUUCCAUUACCCAACUAGGCAGGAGCAGCAAGUGUUAGAGAACUUCACAUUGGAUAUUCCCCAAGGAACCAUGGUAGCCCUUUGUGGUCCAUCAGGCUCUGGAAAGUCAACGGUCGCAGCACUUCUAGAGAGAUUCUACGAACCUUGUGAUGGCCAAAUUUUAAUAGAUGGUACUCCAUUAAACGUGAUGGAUCCCUCCUGGAUUCGUCAACAAAUUGGAUUCAUCAAUCAAGAACCGGUCUUGUUUGCAGCCAGCAUCGCCGAUAAUAUUCGUUAUGGCAAUCCUGAUGCUACUGACGAGGAGGUUAGAUCAGCAGCACGAAAAGCUAAUGCUGAGACGUUUAUUGAAGCGUUCCCAGAUGGCUACGAUACCAUGGUAGGAGAAAGAGGAACAAGUCUAUCUGGUGGACAAAAGCAACGGGUAGCUAUUGCAAGAGCAAUUUUGAAGAAUCCAAAGAUUUUAAUUCUGGAUGAGGCAACCUCUGCUCUAGACACACACUCUGAAAAGCUGGUACAAGAAGCACUAGAUGAAUUGAUGAAAGGAAAGACUGUAUUGGUAGUUGCCCACAGAUUGUCUACCAUUCGAGCAGCUGAUCUCAUUGUCGUGAUGGGUCGUGAGAUAGGAAACGUUAUAGAGAAGGGAACUCAUGACCAAUUGAUGAAGAAACGGGGCAUGUACUAUGCGCUUCAUAAUAACGUCGAGGCAUUCUCAUAAUCCUUAGAAUAAAGAAAACACCAUUGAAGAAGUUAUGAAUAAGCCUUUAAAUCAAAAUUUUUGCGCCUGUAACCGUGUAGAAGUGAGAGAAAAGAAGAGUGUAUAUAUUUGCUGGC